AUCCAGCAAUGAGGUACGUCCCCCCCCCCCCUCAGCUCUGUAUAUACAGCUCAGAUUGGCAGGACUACUAUACUUUGACGUUUGUUAUAAACAGGCCAACAAGGACUUCGUCUUCAAGACCAGUUGCUAUACCAACAUGGAAUUUGCUACCAUCAAGUUUGAGAAAUGAAACUAGUUUUUCAAAAUUGAAGAUAGAAGUUCCUAAAGGCCUUUAAUGAUAUUCCAAAUUAUACUCCUUAGACCUUACCAUAAUAUUUAGAUUGUAUGUAAAUAUUUAUGAUAUUGGACAUUCCUGAUUAAAUAUUUUCUUCAUUCAUUCAUUUUCUUCCCCGCUACUCGUGCAUUGAGAACUGUAUGCACAUCAUUCUACAUAGAUUUGUGCUCUCCUAAAGUAAACGCCCUUUGGUUACCUUAAGUCAGUUGUAUUUUCCAAACCGGAUCUUUUCUUUUCGACGUAAAGGUUCAAUAAACUGUUCAAAACCCGAGAAAAAUGGUCGUUGGAGGAUAUACAACCUUACUUGGCGUAAGUAUCCAAAACAUUAUUUCCACUGGGUAGCUCUUUCAGUUCUAAACUGUUCUCAAGGAUCAUCCCUUAUUGAUCCAGUGUUAUGACAGCUCUGAACGAUUUCUCUUCGUGGUUCAAUAAGAACCAUCCCUGGUUUUGUAUAGCGACUACCAAAGGAAACUUGUGAGUUGUGGUGUUUGGUAAAAUCAAACUGGACGCACUCUUCUGAGGCGAAGUUAUAAUCAAACAACCGAACCCAGCUGACAGAGGCCCAUGCCAAAGGCCCGUUUACAUGGACCGGUACGACAAACUUACAACUUAUUCCCCUUGCCAGGCAAUUUUUUUUCUUAGGUGGCUUUCGCCUUUUGUUAGCAUGUGUUGUCCCAAUGUCAAGGUUACAGCCGAAACCGAUCUGAAAUGUAUUUGUGUUUACAUUCAUCCCAGUUCUGAAUUCAUGCUGGUCUGAAGUGAGUCGGCUCGGUCCAGCAGGCGGAAUUACUUGAGACCAGUCUGAGUUAUUUUCGUCCUGGUCUCAUGUAAACAUCUAUUAUAAAUAAUACUAUGACCGAAACGAAAUGGUCCCGGUCUCAUGUAAACGGGGCAUUAACAUCUUACCUCCCUUUAGUGACUUGGAAUCGCCUGGUCAAUCGUUGAAAGCUUUAUUACUUAAGUUUGCUCGCUGUUCAACGGAUGGUGCUGGAAACAAAGUUUACAACUCAAAAAGACCGCUAAACUGA
This is a messenger RNA of Paramuricea clavata, 1242 nucleotides long. Lineage: Eukaryota; Metazoa; Cnidaria; Anthozoa; Malacalcyonacea; Plexauridae. The record is from the annotation of a GenBank genome assembly.